This is a messenger RNA of Pelobates cultripes (western spadefoot toad), 18696 nucleotides long. NCBI's taxonomy places the organism in Eukaryota, Metazoa, Chordata, Amphibia, Anura, Pelobatidae. The record is from the annotation of a GenBank genome assembly.
AUGAAGAGAACAUUGUACACAUUCGUCACAAGUCUAAUAUACCUACUGUGUACGUACAAUAUUUGCAUAGUGAGAUUACUGGCUUAUUACUUCAAAUGGAUGGUCAGUAAAUAUUGUGGCUGGCAUAUCUUCCAAUACUAGUGGAUAUGAAAUCAGUACUGGGGAUUGUGGGGGCAAGAUAGUGAUGUAACCAAAAAUAAAAUGCAUUGAACCAAAAAGGGGCGCACCUGACCUAAAAAAAGGUUUGAGCAUCUUCCAUGGCAAGCUCACACUGCACUGAUUUGGGACAUUUACCUGAUGCAUACCCCUCAACAUUUCAAGUAGAAGAAUAUGGACAAUUUAAUUUUUAGGGGUGUUACAAGGGGUGUUAUGAGACGUUUUAGGUGACUUAUUAAUUAGUUAUGUCACUAAAAUGACAUUUACAACAAGAACAAUAUAUCUAAUUUACAGACUCGUUUCUAAACAUAUUUAUUGUAAAGACACAUUACUGUCAGUGUUAUUGCUGUGGAGCUGUGGAGCUCUGUUAUACACUCAGACACACUAGCAAUAUGGAGCUCCUAGAAAAGAGGGACUGAGGGAUUUGAGCUCAAAAUUGGUACUGUCCAUUCUAGAUAGGGGCACAUGGGAGGAAUGUUGGUUUCCGCAGGUGCAGGACACCAGGGAUUACCACAAAUUUGUGACAGUUUUAUAGGACCCAGGACAGCUGGGUGGUAUGAAAUUAUCAAACAAUACAAAAACAAAUAACUCCUAACCAAGUUUAUUUUUUGCAACCUCAUUGCGGUUGUAAAUUCAAUACAUUUACAUUUUAAGGGGAUUGGCCAGGCCUUUGUGGCCUUAUGAAGGAGGGUUCACACUACGUAGUGUGUGUUACCAGAUUAAGAUAUGGGGGCCUGAAAGAGUUUGCUAUAGCCUGCCAAAAUAUGGGAACCAAAAUCUAAAGCAGCCGUCUGAAGUGAGGGCAGCCCUUUACAUAGUUGAGUCACCAUACAGAUCUCUUUAUUCUGUCUCAGAUCUCUUUAUAUUCUGUCACCACACAGAUCUCUUUAUUCUGUCUCAGAUCUCUUUAUUUUGACACCAUACAGAUCUCUUUAUUCUUUCUCUUCUCUCUUUAUUCUGUCCCUUCUCUCCUUAUUAUGUCUCUACUCUCUUUAUUCUGUUGCUUCUCUCUUUAUUCUGUCUCUUCUCUCCUUAUUCUUUCUCUUCUCUCUUUAUUCUGUCGCUUCUCUCUUUAUUCUGUCUCUUCUCUCUUUAUUCUCUCGCUUCUCUCUUGAUUCUGUCUCUUCUCUCUUUAUUCUGUCUCUUCUCUCCUUAUUCUUUCUCUUCUCUCUUUAUUCUGUCCCUUCUCUCUUUAUUGAAUCUUCUCUCUUUAUUCUGUCCAUUCUCUCUUUAUUCUGUCCAUUCUCUCUUUAUUCUGUCCCUUCUCUCUCUUCUCUCCUUGUUAUGUCUCUGCUCUCUUUAUUCCUUCUCUCUUUAGUCUGUCCCUUCUAUCCUUAUUCUGUCCAUUCUCUCUUUAUUCUGUCUCUUCUCUCUUUAUUCCUUCUCUCUUUAUUCUGUCUCUUCUCUCUUUAUUCCUUCUCUCUUUAUUCCUUCUCUCUUUAUUCUGUCCCUUCUCUCUUUAUUCUUUCUCUUCUCUCUCUAUCCCAGAUCUAUUUCUGUCCCAGCAGGGAGAAGGAACGCGCCAAAUCCCAUGACGUCCAAGAGAUCCCGCGACGUCCAAGAGAUCGUGAGAACGCAGACUGAGGACGUGCAGUCCUGCGGUGUUCAAUGAUCAAGAGAAUCUCUGGAUCUUUGAACGCUGUGGGACUGCCCGUCCUCAGCAGUGCUGGGGGAUUCACUGGGAGCCACAACGUAUAGAUUUAACAAAUUACCUGUUAGGCCGCGUUAAACCGGAAUGGGGCCGCAACUGACCCGCAGGCCGGACUUUGGACAUGACUGGAUAUGACACUCAUUGUAGUCUCUUCAGAAAUGAUUGUUUCAUUUGGAGGAGAUGAUUAUUUUAGUUUAAAUUUCUUUUCUGUUUUAGAUCUAUUACUGGAAACUGCGGGAUCCUUUCAAAUAGCAGAAGUUGGGGUAAAAGUCAUAUUAUCCUGUGGACUGCAUGCUUCUAAAGAAGAUGAUCUUGCUUGGAAGAAAAACUCAUACACUCUUGCUCACAGGAGAAGAAAACAAGAUUAUAAGAAUAAAGGUCAGUUCUGCUAUACUUAUCUCAACACACAGUGACUAUUUCAAAUACUGUAUAUCUGCUGAGCAUGAAAAGACAACAGGGAACAUAACUGUCACAUACACAAAGAAAUAGUGCUGUAUACAGUGAGCCACUCAGUGUAUACACUCAGCCACAACAUUAAAACCACUGACAGGUGAAGUGAAUAACAUUGAAUAUAUUGUUACAAUGGCACUUGCCAAGGGGUCGAUAUAUUAUUAGGCAGCAAGAGCCAGAUAGUGAUGGCCAGACGACUGGGUCAGAGCAUCUCCAAAAGUCUUGUGGGGUGCUCCUGGUAUGCAGUGGUUAGUACCUACCAAAAUUGGUGCAAGGAAGGAAAACCGGUGAUAUGGCAUCAGGGUCACGUGGGGAUCAAAGUCUAGCCUGUCUGGUCUGAUCACACAGAAGAACUACUGUAGCUCAAAUUGCUGAAAAUGUUCUGAAAAAUUACUUUAAAGGACUCUGUAGUCACCAGAACCACUACAGCUGAAUGUAAUUGUUCUGGUGUCUAUAGCCUGUCCCUGCAUGCUUUUUAAUGUAUGCAUAGCUGUUUCAGAGAAAAGGCAGUGCUUACAUUGCCGUCUAGGAGCAGCUCUAGUGACAGUCAGUAGAGGUGCUUCCUAUCAAAAUGCUGCACUUUUCAAAGCAAUCUGAGGGUGGACGGGAAGUUAAACAGUUUAUAGGCAAAAUCUAUAAUCUAACUAGUAUUCAGGUAAAUCAUGCAUCUAUUGCCCAGCCGAGGCCAGUCUCUAGGGAUGUCAGGGGGGUGCCUAUUGGCUAGCAGCGGCCACUUUCCCAUGGUGCUUGGGUGUUUUUUGGUGAGCAGGGGGCCACUUUCCUGGGGUUGCCUCGGCACCCAUUGACUAGCAAAGAAAGAAAAGUACAGAAUCACAGGAUAUAUUCCUUUGCUUUUCAAAAGGUAUUUUUAUCCAAUCCAAACUUGUUAAAAAUACACACAAAUUGCAGCGUGCUAAAUAAAAAGUUAUAAAAAGUCAUGAAAGGUUAUGUGUUUUGUGCGUAACUAGCACUUCAUAACUUAAAGAUUUAGCAUGUUGGGACCUAUUGGGAAACAGGGGCCACUAUUCUGGGGUACCUGAGUGUGUAUUGGUGAGCAGAGGCCAUUUUCCUGUAGAGUCUGGGGAUCUACUGGCAAGCAGGAGCUAUUAUCCCCAUCCGAUUAGUGAGCAGUGUCCCGUUUCCUAGAACAGGGCUUCCUGGGUUUCCUAGUUACUUAUUUGUGACCAGGGAACACUUUCCUUGAGGGGUUCCUAGGUGGUUAUCGGCAAGCAAAGGGGGCCACAUUCCGAGUAUGUCUGGGUGUUUAUUGUUGAGCAGGGGCCACUUUCUGAGGUUUCCUGGGUAGCUAUUGUUGAGAAGGAGCCACAUUCCCAGACUGCCUGGGUGUCUGUUUGUUGAGCUAAUGCCUUUAAAAUCUGAACAAAGAAACAAAGAAACAUGCCUGAAUACUAGCUGGGCAAAAGGCUUUUGCCUUGGCAAAUGGUAUUUUAAAGGUCAUAUAAGUAUUUGUCUAGACAUAGGUUUUUUGCCUGACAUUACUUUUUGCCUACCACAUAUACGCCUACUGAUAGAAGGGAAUAUACUUGCUAUAUACUCCUAUUGAUAGAAGAGAAUAUACUUGCUAUAUACACCCAUGGAUAGCAGGGAGUACACCCGCUAUAUACACCCAUUGAUUUAAAAGAGUAUACUUGCUAUAUACACCCAUGGAUAGCAGGGAGUACACGCGCUAUAUACACCCAUUGAUAUAAAAGAAUAUACUUGCUAUAUAUACCUAUUGAUGGAAGAGAGUAUACCAGCUAUAUACACCCAUUGAUAGAGGGGAAUAUACUUGCUAUAUGAUGGCAACAGGAAAUAAACUCUAAACAUACACCUAUUGAUAACAAGGGAUACACCCUCUAAAUAUACUGAGAGCAUGUGCUUUUAUCUUAUUCCUACAGCUGGUUUUAAAAUGGUUUCUGACAGUACUUCUUUGGAAAUUGAAAAAGUCAGCUGGUCCGAUGCUGGGAUUUAUACAUGUGAAUCGAACAGCAAAUCUGAAAAUUCCGAGCUUGUUCUCCUCGAAAGUAAGAAAGUGUUUGAAAUCUAAACUGACCGAUUUAGACAUGGGGAUUGGUGUCUAGUAUGACGUUUAGGGUGAAAGCUGGGAUAUAAGGGGUGUGAUACUUGGGAGAUCACAAAGUGGGAUAUUACACUGAACAUGGGGUCAGAAGGUGAGGUACAAAUAUUGGUGGGACUGCCCAUGAAUAGUACUGUAUUGGCACAUGUAUACCCUUAUUUGAAUUUGAAAAUGUACAAAAAAAAUAUAUACUAUUCUGCUGCCUUAAUGGCCUCUGUGGUGGGGACAAGCUUAAAGCAAUGCGGUUCCCUUUGGUAGAUUACAUAGCUACGAGAGACUUGUAGGAAGUUAUGGAUGAGAAUGGAAGUUGCGUCAUCUGGGAGUGAGGGGAAUCUCUCACUCUUUAUCGAUCUCUUUUUUUCUAACAAUUUUUUCUCUUAAUUCCUCUUAGAGUGGAAGCUAAGUGUAGAAAAAAGGGCAGUGAAGGGGUUAACCCUGAUUGAGAAAUAGGAGUAAAAAAGAGAAGAAGACUGUCCUAUGCUUGAAUUAUACUUAAAACAUAACUUUUAAUGGGUAAAUAAAUAAAGGACAAAAAAUACAUGCGAAAACAAAUUGUAGAUUUAGACCACAAUUGCCUACAGAAACCUAAAUGUGUGAUAAGGGAAUAGGAAGAGAUAGUAAAAUAAGUACUAAAUCAAUAGACAAAAAUGUCUUAGACAGAAUGUCUAUGAAGACAGACUAUAUGAGGGAGUAUCUUCACUGUGAAUUUUAAAGUUUCAUGUGGUAGUAUGACAUAGAAAUAUACACUGCUCAAAAAAAUAAAGGGAACACUUAAACAACACAAUGUAACUCCAAGUCAGUCACACUUCUGUGAAAUCAACUGUCCACUUAGGAAGCAACACUGAGUGACAAUCAAUUUCACAUGCUGUUGUGCAAAUGAGAUAGACAACAGGUGGAAAUUCUAGGCAAUUAGCAAGACACCCCCAAUAAAGGAGUGGUUCUGCAGGUGGUGACCACAGACCACUUCUCAGUUCCUAUGUUUCCUGGCUGAUGUUUUGGUCACUUUUGAAUGCUGGCGGUGCUUUCACUCUAGUGGUAGCAUGAGACUGAGUUUACAAUCCACGCAAGUGGCUCAGGUAGUGUUCAGCGCCAUCGCACGCCUCUCAGUGAUGCCGGAGUGACGUCAUAUUCUGGCUCCGGCAUCACGCGAAGGGACCUGAGCAAAGAGUGCUCCCUCGCCCCCCGCCUACAUCAGGAGAUGCCAACCACUUGGGGCCCCUGAAAGUGCGGCCCAAGGCAAAUGCCUUGUCAGCCUUGCGGUAAAUACACCGCUGCCUGCAGGAAAAGCUUGAUGCCUGCCAUGAGUUAAAAAAUACAAACAUGUAUUUCUAACAGUAGAUUGUUAACUAAAUGUUUAGCUUCCCAGCCCCCCACAUAUUGCAUUUAAAAGGUUAUUUUACUCCUCUUUUCUCCCUCACUUCCACGACUGAGAUUAUCAAUCUAUAAUAAGACCAUUGUCUCAAAGUGAUUGAUGUCCCUUUAACAAAUUAAGCAUUUUGCUUACUAAAUGAUGUCAAACUUUCAUGGUCUUUGUCCUGUGAUCUGUGUCUGGCCCCUGUCUUCAAAGACUAGCAGGGUUAUUCACUAGUUAAAACUUUUAGGAAUUCACAGUGAAUUUCACGUAGUUACUCCAAGAACCAUAACCACUACAGACCACUGUAGUGGUUAUACUGCCAAGAAUACCCUGGCCCUGUUUCCCUGCAAUGGUUUUCCCUCUUAACUGGGUGCCCGCCAGGCACCGACGGUCAUCCAUGGCUGGUGAUGACAUCUGGCUUCUGCAGACCUGCAGAAGUUGGAAGUUGAUUCCGCUGGUCAUUCAUGGACUGAGAGCAUCAUCUGAGUGGUACCAGCCAAUGAAUGCAAUUCUGUGAAUAAGAAUAUGCACAGAAUACGACAAUUCACCAUGAAAAAGUUGAAGUGUUCUAUGAUGGCACCACUAGUAAAUUGCUUUAUAGAGGCUGUGUUCGCUGCCACUAGGAGCGGGAGCUGCGCACAGAGUGACAGAGUCUGCCCCCUAGCACCGCGGACACCAAGCAGGCCUUUGACAGGAAACCGCCAUUAUCACCGCGGAGAUACCGUACUCUACAUACCACUCAUAACUAGCUGUACCCAGCUCUCACCGCCGCUCUAUCUGCAGUUAAUGAUCCGUCUCUAAUGAAGGCAGCUCGGCAUCCCUGAGCCCCAGCCCACCGCACGAAACAAGAGCAGGAGAACCGAGCCGGCUGUCAGAGCCCGCAAUGUGACCGGAGCCAGCACUGUAUGGGAAGCGGCCCGUGCUGAGCUGCGGAGUGUGAUCAGCCCCCGUACCGUGUGUCUGUCAAAGGUCCUGGGGUUGGGAGAGCGCUCUGUAUUUAAAAUACAGAGAGCAUUGAUAACAUUAAAAGGUAUGCAGAGGGCCAAAAUGAAAGGGCACAUGCAUUGCAGGGUACUAAAGGGGCAGUGAUAGCAUGACUGGACACAGUACAGUGAUCACAAUAAAAAUAGACAAUGUAAAAGAUGCUUCUUAAAAUCUUUUGUUUUGUUUUGUUUGUUUUAAUAUAUUCAGAAUGGUUUUGUUUCACUACUCAAACACCUCAUAAACGCCUUUUAAAAUCACACAAAGUUAUAACCAAUAAAUUUCUACCAAGGUUUAGCAAGUGACUGUGCUAUCUUCAUAUUGCACAAAUCACCUCCAAUAAGUGAUUCCAAUCCAAGUAGCACUACUUUUGACGACGGUCAGUGAAAGCCGCUCGCGUUAUGCCACCCGGAAGUAUCUUGGUGCCUAUUGUUUACAACCAUUCUGAAAUGCUGCAUUGACAUUAGCCAACCUAGAAUUCUUGUCUCAAGCUGGCUAAAGAUGCUCCGGUGAAGCGGUCAGAGGUGGAGUUGGAGUUCAAAGUGAAAUGUUAUCAUACAGACUCCAGGCACUAUAACCACUUUAACCCCUUAAGGACACAUGACAUAUGUGACAUGUCAUGAUUCCCUUAUUAUUAUUCCAGAAGUUUGGUCCUUAAGGGGUUAAAUCACUGAAGUGGCCAUGUGUUUGUGGUAACCCUUUAAGUUCUGCUAUUUUGGUAUUGAAAUUUAAACCCACUUUGAAUUCCUACCAAUUCUCAUUUUACACGGUUAUACACUAGAGUGAGAAUUCAAAGUGAAUUUCACAUUUAUGACCAAUACAGCCAUACUAGAAAAUGUUACUUAUGCUUGCAGUUCAACUACUUUGGCCUUCAAUCUAAAAUUCCCGUUAAAUUCUCACUCCAGUGAAUAAGCCUGAUAGCAAAUAACCCUGUAGGUGUGGGGACUUUCAAUAACAGUACAAACAGUAUCCUUCCUUUCAUUUGUCUUUUUUAUAGUCUCUGCCACUCCAUCUGCUGACCUGAUAAUGAAAGAAACCCUCUCAAUCAACAUUCGUUCCUCUAAAUCUGAAUUUACACUACUUUGGAAGGUGCCUUCAAAUAUACCUGUGAAGGAUUUAACAAAGAACCCACUGAUCCUGAGCAAUGUGCAGCCAGACUACGGAGGAAAAUACACAUGCACCGUGAAGAUGACUGGAAGCAAAGAUGACAGGAAUGUGGAUUUCACCAAGACCAUUGAAGUUUUUGGUAAAUGAUAGACUCUACAGGACACCUACCCUACCUAUUCUUAAUACGAUCUAUAAAAUUAUGUAAAUGUGAUUUUUAUUGUUUUCAGAAUAGCAGUUUCACAGUACAAUUGAGCAAUCCAGACAGUGAGGCGCGCAGGCCUCCAAGAAUGUUAGGAAUUAGUGGGACAUAUAGGUAGCAUGCGUUGGACUCGCAGGUCCGCUUGAGUUAGGCAUGACAUAUUUCGUGGACCCUUAUUAAUGAUAUGGUGUGUCCGCCUGUGCGUGUGUAGUGGUUUUAUAUUGGAUGGAGUGCCCUCAUUGAACUAUGUGACUAUGAUUUGUAUCUGCAUGUGCAGUUGUCCAACAAAUUUUUUAUGUAGAUACGGUUUUCCUUGAUUUUUGCUGGUUUUGUGCAUGACAGUAUUAGUGUGUAACAAUUGAACUUUUAAAACAGCGAGGCUCGCAGGCCUCCAAAAACUGUGGAAACGUUUAGUCGUUAUAUAAAGCAUGCGUUGGACUCGCUGGUCCCUUUGAGUUAAACCUGCCUUUUCUGAGUUUCGUUUUGCUAUCCUCUGAUGAUGGUCAGGUUUCGAUUUCUGGGUGUGUGGGUCGGCCCAGUUAGGGGGUAUGGUGUCUCUAGUGGUAUACGUGGAUGUGGUUGGUUUCUGUUCGUGUGGUUUUCUAUGUUGUUAUUAUGGUGUGUGUUCUAGAGUAGGCUUGGUUUUUAUAUCUGGUUUGUUACGUAUGUCGGUAAAAUAUUGAUAUUGAUUCAUUAAUCAUUUCAGGUAGUAGAGUUCAUAGUCUGCCAUGAGUGUGCGGGGGUAUAAGUCUUCCUGUGUAAUAAAUGGUGGUUUCAAAGGUGUGUAGAGGGUAAUCAUGUCUUUGGUCUAUUGUUUUUCUUUUGCCUCAGCUGUUGAUGUGAUAGAUGUGUCUAGGGGUGUGGGUGGUUAUAGUGAGGGGGAGGGGUAUGUUUGUUGGCGUAUGCCUCGUGCCUAUGGGCGUAUGGGGCUUCAGGUGGUGGGGCGUUCGCGUCUCUGUUUGGGUUGGUGUGGUUGGUGUCCUGAAGGUGUGUUGUUAGAAUCUGUGGGUCCUCCCAGGUUUGGUUUGUCGUGCUUGGGUUAUUUGUAUCCCCUCGUGUUGGGGCAUUUUGAGGUGAUGAGCGGUGGUAGGCGUGUUUGAGUAGUGUUCUCUUUAUGUUGUAUGUUCGUGUCAGUUGCUCGGGUGUGUUAUCUUUCUCUGUUGUCUUUUUCUAUGGGUUGUGGUCUUUUGCUUCACCUACUGCGUUGGCCUCUUAUAUGUCCAGUCGUGUUGAAGAUUUUGUUGUUGUUUGAGGUAUGUGUGUUAGUUCGGUCUCCGAGUUUGGUUAGGUUAUAUCUGUUAUGCUGGGUGUCUAGUUUGUGGGCUUGGUGCAGUCCUAUUGAGUGUGUGGUUAUUUCCCGGGGGUUGAUCGUUCAAGUGUUGUGUGGGGUGCAUUAUUAGGCGUGUCAGGCUGAUCAUGCUUGUGUGGUGAUAUUCAUAUGUCUGUACGGGUGUGUGCUUGUGUGUUGGGGAGGGUGUGUGUUAAGAUAAGUUGAUUCUGUGUCGUUUGGGUGCUGUGUGAUGUUGGCGUUUGUAGGAGUUGGUGUGUGGUGUUGUGUAGAAUGUUGGGUGGGGUGGGGAAGGAGUGGAUGCACUAGGUGUGGUGCGGGGAGGGUGAGUCCUUCCCCUCAGUCUCCAUCCCCCACGGCCACGACCCCAACGCCCUGUCUUGCCAUGUAGAUUAUCCAUGGUUGCCAUUUAUCUACGUGUUUUGAGAGAGUGUCUGUCAGGGUCCUGUGCAUUCCUUCUGCGGCUCUGAUAUCUUCCACUCUGGUUAGCCAUUGUUCCAUUGAGGGGACCUGAGUUUGUUUCCAGAGAGUGGGGAUGAGUGCCUUGGCUGCGUCAAGGAGGUGGCGUAGGAUGGAUCUUUUGUAUUUCGAGAUCGAGUCUCUUGUGUAGUGGAGGAGUAUAUUUUCCAUGGUCAGUUGUGUCGCAUCCACUAGGAUAUCCCUGAUGCGGGCUAUAAUCUGGUUCCAGAAUGGUUUGAUUUUGGUGCAUUCCCACCAGAUGUGUUUUACUGUGCCCACGUCCGUCUCUCAUCUCCAGCACAUCGCUGGGGUGUUGGGAAAUAUUCUGUGUAGGAGGUCCAGGGUUCUGUACCAGAACGUUAGUAAUUUGUAAUUCAUUUCUUGGUAUGAUGUGCUAAUUGAGGAUUUGUGAUGGAGAAUUAGAAUUUGGUCCCAUUGCGCAUCUGUGAAUGUCCUGUCUGUGAGGUGUUCCCAUUGUCUCUUAUAUGGCAGAGCUUUCUUUUGGUUGUUCGUGAUCAGGUACUGGUAGAGGGUUGAUGUCGGUUUCUGGAUGGUUGUUUUUUGGUCGCAGGUUUCUUCAAACCACGUGAGGGUUCUGUGUAUUACGGCUCUAUCUGGUAGUGUGUGAUAGAAAUGUUGUAGUUGUGUGUAUUGGUAUCUUUGCAUGGGAGUCGGUGUGCCCUCAACCAGUUGGUCCAGCGGCGCCAGUCCGGUGGCGGUCAAUGUUUUGUGGAUUGAGAUGAAGUCCCCUUCCUCCAGGAAGCUCCAGGCCCUUGCCGGAAGUCCUCCUCCUAGUAGUUGGUUGUCCGUUAGUGUGGUCAUUGAGCUAGGUGUGGGGGAGACAUUCGUUGUUUUCCGCAGUGACGCCCAUGUCUGAAGGGUUUGACUCGCCGGGGAGAGUUUGUUGAGUUCGUCCUGUGCUGUCAUUUUCGUGUUCCAUACAGUAGUGAAGAUGGUUGGGCCGGUGGACGAGUCUCUAUCCAGGGUCACCCAUUGCUUGUGUUGUGGGUUCGUGUGCCAUUCUAGGAUCCGUUGCAGGGCUGUUGCGCGAUGGUAGUUCCGCAGAUCCGGGAUCUGGCAGAGGAGUUCAUAUCGCAGUCGUGGUUUGUGUCCUUUCCAUAUGUAGGUCAGGAAUGUGGUUUUCAGAGAUGCGAAGAAUGCCGUCGGUAUCGACGGGGGAUCGUGUGGAAUAGGUAUAAUAUUCUGGGUAAUAUAUUCAUUUUGAUCACCGCUAUGCGGCCUGGCCAGGUGAUGUGUGGGUAAUUCCAGGUCCGUAGAUCCUGCUGGAUGCGAGUUAGGAGAGGGACAAGGUUUGUUUGGUAGAGGGAGCUUGGAUCCGCUGUUAUCCAAAUCCCUAGGUAUCUCAUUUGGGACUGACUGAUCUAUAAAAUUAAGCGAUACAUAAUAGCAAUCAUUUGGCUUCCUCCUUAACUCUGAGGACAGGCCUUUGCCAAUUUCCAUUCCUUACUUUCCAUGAAUAUCAAAGGAGAUAAACAGGUGAAUGGGUACAUUAUGGGUUGGCAGGAGAUAGGCCUUAAAGGGGAGCUUUAAAAACUAUAACCAUUAUAGCAUGCAGUAGGGGUCAUGGUGCCAGCAUUCAUCUGGUGUCUGUGGCCUGGCUCCUCAUUGGGUAUAUUGCUAACGAAGAAGUUACCUACAAGAUAGUACAGCAUGUGAUAGUUAACUAAUUAAAUCAUUUGAGAGCACAACAUAGUUAAUAACUCAUGUGCACAAUAAAGUUAUAGUACCUCUUCAGAUACCCAUCUCCUUACUACCACUCCAAAGGUAGGAGGACCAAUGGUAAAAGUUGAUUACAUCAUGCCCACGAUAUAGUUAUCUUGUGCACAUGAUUUAGCUGAUUGCACACGCGUUAUUAACUAUGUCGUGCAUUUUUAGUAAAUUAAAUAUUAAUGGGGUAUGAUCUAUGCGUGUCCUUUUUUUUUUUUUAUUGCAAGACAUGCGUUGAACAAGGUAUAUAUUGGUAACGGUAUACGGCCAGCAAGGUUCGCAAUACAGAGAAAGUCAUAUCCAUUUGAGGAGAGUAAGCAAAGCAGUUCAAGUAAGCUUGAGAUGGGGAAAUAUUGCAUUAUCAUGAAUAUUCAUCAUAGGAAGGGGUGUACUGUGUUUGAAGAAUGCUAGCUCGUAUGUCAGAGGCAUUUCUACUACUUCCAUCUCACUAUUUCUAAGGUUCUUCCUCCUUGUUUAUUUCUUUAGGUUUUCUACCUGCCCCAGACACUGUGUACACAUCAGGUUCCCCAGUAACUCUCCCAUGGAAAUUCAAUUUUAAUGUGCGGGACCAACCUCUGGGUGACGGAGUCAAGGUAAUCAAAGGUGCUGUCAUCCACUCUGAGGAGAAAGGGAAGGAUGGAACCAUAAUAUCUAACCUCAACCUUACUUCUGCCACAUGCUGGCACCACUCUUGCCAUGUGAAAAUCACCUCAGGGCUAAAGUCAGACCUGAGCUAUUAUCUGCACAAACCUAAGGGAGGCUGGUACCACAUGGAAAUCACCUUGGAACUGAAGAACAGAAGAUCAGAAUUAUCACAGACUAUCUGUGUGGCAGCUAUCACAAGUGAGAGAAAUGUUACUAUGUGUGUUAUUAUCUGAUUCACAAUUAUUGACAGGGUUAAAGAGAAACCAUCACUUCUCAGCAUUUUUUAAAGAGACACUGUAGUCACCAGAACAACUUAAUGUAGUUGUUCUGGUGAGUAUAGUCAGUCCCUGUAGGCUUUUUGCUGCCUAGUGUCACCUCCAGUAGCCACUCCUCGGAUGGCCAUUAGAGGUGCUUUGUAGGCAGAGCUGCACAGUGUGAAGCACUGACGUUUAGUGUCUCCAUGUUCUGCAUGAAGACACUGAAUUUUCCCCAUAGAGAUGCAUUGGUUUUAAUGCAUCUCUAUGAGAAGAUGCUGAUUGGCCAACAAGGCAUUUGGCCUUGCUGUCGGCCUGCCUCUUUGGAAAUCUCAGCCAAUCCAAUGGGAUUUCCUAUGAGAAACCAUUGUGAUUGGCUGAGAUUAUCACUUCUGAAUAUGUCAGCCAAGGAGGUGGAUCGGGGGCAGAGACAAACACCGGUGCUGGAAAUAAGGUGUGUUUUCACACUAUUUAAGGGGGGCAGGGGGCUAAAUUGUGUUUUAAGCACUAUAGGGUCAGGAACACAUGUUUGUGUUCCUGACCCUAUAGUGUUACUUUAAUAUUAUGUUUAUAUAUCCAUGUAUUUGAAAAAUUGUUAAAUAUAUCUGUUUGUUUGUUUGUGAAAAAGACAAUUAAAUGUAUAAAUAUAAUUAAAAACUAUAAUUACCUCUAUCAUUAAACUGAGUGCUCUCAUCAUGGCUCCCUGUCAAUAAUUGUUUUAAACUUUGCCCUUUGCAAUGUCACUUACUAUAGAGAUAUAGAUGGAGGAGGGGAAAUAGAAACAAUGUGGGAUAUAUAUGAAGAAUAAUUCUGAGGCCGAAUUCUAAAAGUGGACCAUUCGCCAUGGCUACUGAUGGAAUGUUCUUGCUGAUUGCUCCACUAUUAGAACUUCAGAAUUACUUUUUAUACAUAGCCCUUGUGUUUGUUUCUUUAACUGCUAUGUAUUGUGUGCCAUGGCUAUCACAAGCUUGAACUGCGUUGUGAUGUCAAUGGCUAAAUCAUCAAUAUACAUUUAAAAAAAAAUAGGAGCAUUGUAUGGAAAAAUAUAAAAACACACAAGUUAUGGGUGAUUUUCAAAUAUGUAAUUCCCAGAGAAAGAAAAGGGUUUUCCUUUAUAAAUAUUUAUAAAUAACAUUGUUUAAAGGAACACUAACAUAUUUCUGACCCUAUAGUUUUAAAAUCACUAUCUAGCCCCCCUAAAUAUAGUAAAAUCUUACCUUUAUUCCAGUCCGCUGGUGCUGCCUCUCCCCUAAUCUACUUCCUCGGCUGACAUCAUCAGAAGUGAUGAUCUUAGCCAAUCACAAUGCUUUCCCAUUGAAUUGCCAAUUCCGAUGAUCUCAGCCAAUUACGAUGAUCUCAGGGUGGAACCCAACACAGCUCAGGCCAUUCAGCAUCUCCUUAUAGAGAUGCAAUCAAUCAGUGCAUCUCUCUGAUGAAAGUUCCGUGUCUCCAUGCACACUGUGCAGAACUUCCACUAAUAGCAUCAGAGGAGAGUCCCGUGGAGAUAUCCCUAGGCUGUAAUGUAAACACUGACUUUUCUCUGAAAAGACCGUGCUUACCGCAAAAGGCCUGCAGGGACGGACUAUACUCACCAGAACAAAUAGAAUAAGCUGUAGUUGUUCUGGUGACUAUAGUGUCCUUUAACUCAAAAUGGGAGUCUGAUUGAAAUGAGAAUUACAUUUAUUUGCAAUUUGUGUGCAUUUCUCUCCAUCACUUCCUUAAAAACCAAGCUACCCAAACCUGUUAAUGUGUUGGCUGGAGAUAUAUACCUUAUAUUGCUGAGUUCCUGACAGUUGUGAGACAUGGCCAUGUGCAGACCAAAGACGUCAGUAGAGAGGAGCCCUCUGCUGGCAGAAAAGUAAAAUAUAUAGAUAUACUAUACGUCAUCAAUGUAUUUGUACCCUUUACAUUGUAGUGCGGCAGGUGAGACUUGAUCUCUAUACUUGCACUUCUGCAGUUUCUCAUUCCCUUACCCUAGUAAAUACUAUUGAAGUGUUUAUCGGUGUGGUUUGUGCAGUAGAGGUACAUAUAAAUCAUCAUUAUCUCCAUAGCAUUCCCAUGUACAGGGUGACAUUAUGGGUCCAUGAUGUUAUGGACGCACUCAAGCAUGCUUCAGCUUCUUCAGAGAAAUGCUUUCUCUUAUGGGUGAUACAACCCUGUGGAGCCAGGAUGCAGGAAAACAGUUGAGGAAAGGUAAGUAUUAAAAUAAUUUAUUUGCAUUAAAAACAAAUUAAAACAAAUAAAAUACUUAGAACUUCAAAAGGUAAAGCUUUACCUUCUCCUAAGACGCGUUUUGCCAACAGAGCUUUUUCAAUUAUAACUAGCUAACCCGUUUUCCUGGCACUAGAGAAUCCUGGAGUGUACCCAUCCCAUGUCGCUGAAGGAGUUAAAACCACUUCAGCUACUUACCUGAAUCCAGCGCCGAUGUCCCUUGGCGCAGGGUCAGGCUCCGCCCAUGCUCCUCCCACGACGACGUCAGCCGGCGGGGAGACUUAAUGCGUAUACGCGGCAAUGGCAACGCACGCAUUAGACCUCCCCAUAGGAAAGCAUUAUUAAAAUCUGAUGCUGGAGGACUGUGAGGACGUCCAGCGUCAGAUAACCGACCAAUGGUCGGUUUGGAUUCCGGAAGCCCUGUUUUACAUUGCAGCACUAAGUGCAAAAGGUUCACAGCACCCAGACCACUUCAAUUAGGCGAAGUGUUCUGAGUGCCUGGAGUGUCCCUUUAAUUUUAACUCUGCUUACUCACUAACAUCUCACUAAAGAUUUUAACUGCACUGAUUGAAAUCUAUAGCAUUUCACUGAGUCUCAUUUAUAAAGUGUAUUCUGGGCAAUUUUGAGGAAAGGUUACAGAUAUUUACCUGCUGUCCUGUUAUAUUUGAAUUAGGUUAUGUAUGUUUGGGUUUAUAUUAGAGUUCUCUUUUUGGGUUAUAUUCUGAUAUACAUUGCUUUUUUCUCUCUCAGCUACACCCUCUCCAAAUGGGAAGAUUCCUCUUAAUUCCCCAAUCACUCUGUCAUGUACGGUGAGCUGCAUGCCAGCUAAUGGAGUGCUCUGCUGGCACAAAGACCAUGAAAACGAUAACACAUGUGGACAACAUGGGGAUACAACCACGGAAUUGGAACUGGACGUUUUGCCAGAAUAUGUGGGCAACUGGAGUUGCAGUCUGCUUGUUGAGAAACAAAUUAUGGCCAGACAAGUCCUGAUUAUUGGUGAGAAGGAAAAAUAUGAUAUAAACAGGGAGAUGAUAACAAUUUUAUAAUAAUAAAAUUCUAUUGGGUUUUAGCAUUCUUUAUUACUACAAAUAGCUACAGUUAAAACACACUUAGAAAUGCAAUCAAACAUGAAAAAACAAAACAUACAAAACAAUAACUUGCUCGUAACAAAACCCUCCGUCCACCAAUCAUGAGCAAUCCUAGUAUAUAAAGGGUUAACAUGCCUCAUACAAGUUUACUUUCUUUGCUGCUCUGGCUCAAGAGAUAUUAUGUUAUAUUGUGUUGCUUUAUAUAUUAUUAAUUCAGUGUUUUCUGCUUCUUUUUUGUUUAUCUGUCUUAUUUCUGUUAGUGUGCUUUCAACUUUAAUUAUAGUUAUUUCAAUCAUAUGGUUUUUCUUUCCUUUUACCUCUUUCUCUAUCCACCUGUUUCUGUACUCUUCCUGUCUGAAAUCUUCCAGUUUUUCACUUUAUUAUGUUUUUCUAUAGUUUAGUUUUUUCAUUACUUCCUGUAAUCCUUUGUUUUCUCCCUUUUAUAGCUUUCCAUAUUUCUGUUAUUAUUUUCUCUGUUGUGGCCAUUUUUUCCUACGCAGUAAGACACUUAUUUGUAAUAUAUUUAUUUAGUUUAAUUCUAUUUUCCGUUUUGUUUGUAUUUGUCUAACAUCAGUAAUCACAGCCAUUUUGUUGUGGUCUGUUCCGAUGACCAUGAUCUUUUGCACUAGCUAACUAUAGCUAUUGCUACACUCGUUUAUUCAUUUUUUCCAGUGCCACUAGAGUUCGUAAUGCUCUUGAUUUUUCUUCUCCACUGUGAACAGCUGAGCCACCUGCCAAUUCUCGGAGGAGAAGUUCAGCCACAAAUUAAUUCAGCUAUUCCGAAAUUUCUCUCUUAGUCAAGAAUUUGUUUUCCUCCUUGGAUAUGGGUACUCGAAAAUAAGGCCAUUUACUCCUGGUUAAAGGGACACUGUAGGCACCCAGACCACUUCAUCUAACGUACUUUAUCUAGUUUUAGAGAAACUGCAGAGACUGCCGCUAGAGGCGCUUCCUGCUUUUUACGGAGUUUGACUCUGUGAAAUGAGGCUGGGGGAAAGAAUUGAGUCAACGCUUUCCUAUGGCGAAAGCAUGUUGCUUGUGAGGCUCUUGCCGAACAUGUGCAUUAGGUCUCCCCCCCCCCCAUCGGCCGACGUCGGCAGAGAAUGAGCCCGACCUGGCACCGAGGGACAUUGGCGCUGGCAUUAGGUAAGUGGAAAAACUUUAUUUUUUUCACUUUUUACAUCACUGCUCUAGUUAUUAAACCAAAUCUUUCCUUAACUAUGUGGCAAUGCAAACAAACAAAAACCAUCAGGUCCAGGUUGUAGCUCUGUGACCUCUUAUUGGUUUUCUAAAAAAGUCUGAAAUACAACUCUCUCCCUCUGUAGAAGCAGCACUACCUCUUCAGGAAAUCAUGCUUUGGUCGGUGGCCGGAGGGGCGACUGUCCUGCUUCUGGUUGCUGUGCUGAUUGCCACGCUUGCAGUUGCUCGUUGUCGCAGGAGGGUAAGUUUUGAGUGAUAAAAUAUACGCUGCACUCCUUGCUGAUCUAAUAUUGCGGUUAUAUUGAUAAGAGAGACACACUGUAAGUCGGAGUGGUCCGUGAUAAAUCAGGAAGAGUUGCUUUAGCCUGGGUAGAGGGAGACAGAGUGUGGCAAGACAAAAACAAAAUCACAGAAAGAUGCAGUAAACGGUGAACAGCAGCUGUGAAUAUGGUGACGAUGUGGCGACUCUAGAGAAUACAUUGUAAAUCAGUGCUAAAAGGGGAAGAUCAUGGAGUGACAUGGUAAAUGGAGGAUAAACAGAGUAAAUAAAUCAAGGCGUGACAAGAUAAAACAUUUGCUACCAUCUAGUGUUCAUUUUACAAACUACAUCUUUAAUCUUUUGAUUUGUUGUACUUAUAAUAAUUAAUUGUAUUAUACGGUGUAUCUUCAGUCCUUGCUAUUACAGUUGUUGUAGUAAAGCAUUCUUUGUAUUUAUAUAUAUAAAACUACUGACCAUGCCACAUGCAUUGUUUUUGGUCACAUUAUGUGAUAACUGCUGAUCCUGUCUUAUUAUUAUUAUUAUUUAUAUAGCGUCAUCAGAUUCCGUAGUGCUGUCCAAUGGGUUGACUAACAGACAUGUAAUUGUAACCAGACAACUGGACGUACAGGAACAGAGAAGUGGAGGGCCCUGCUCAAUGAGCUUACAUUCUAGAGGGAGUGGGUUAUAGUGACACAAAGGGUAAAAGUAGGGGUACAAGUAGGUUGUUAGAAAAGUAUUCACUGAGGGCUUAGUAGGUCAUUUUUGACAGUUGCAGGAGAGGAGUCAUGGAGGGUGGGGGAUAAAAACCUGGUAACAGUUUAACUGAUAUGCUUUCUAGAAGAAGUGAGUUUUCAAUGAUUUAUUUGAAUUAGUGGAGACUGGGUGAAAUUCUUAUGGAGAAGGGAAGGGAGUUCCACAGAAGAGGUGCAGCCCUGGAAAAGUCUUGGAGGCGAGCAUUAGAGGUGGGAGUACGGACAGAGGAUAUACGUAGGUCUUUGGCAGACCGUAGGGGCCUUGACGGGAUGUAUUAGGGAGGAUAGGUAGGUUGGAGCAGCAUUAUGUAGGGACUUGUAAGCAAGCACCAGAAUUUUAAAUUGAGCCCUAUAUCUAACCUGAAGCCAAUGCAGGGACUGACAGAGUGGGGAGGCGUGGGAGGUGCGAGCGGACAGGAAAAUGAGCCUCGCCGCCGCAUUCAUUAUAGAUUGCAAUGAUGCAAUCUGGGUACAUGUAAGACCACUGAGAAGAGCAUUGCAGUAGUCCGUGCUGUCUUGUGUAUUGUUAUUGAUCAUACUACAUGUAUACCUGUUGAUCACUUGCAAUGUUAAUGAUCAUAUUAAAUGUAUAGAUGCAGUUGACAUUACAUAUCAUGUUGUAACAAUAAGCCUCUGUUUAUUAUUCUAGCGCCGAGCGCGGUACAGGGCAUGGCUUCUCCAGACAUUACAUGAGCAGAGAAGGUGUGAGUGUGACAGCAAGGGGUAAGUAUCCCAGUUCAGUUGUUAACUUGAUUAGUGAGGGCAUUCACACUCACAUUCACACUCUUUUCUUUUGCGAUCCACAGAUUUAUACCAAGACGGCUUCAAGAGACGCAUUGA